Messenger RNA from Mesorhabditis belari, 786 nucleotides. Lineage: Eukaryota; Metazoa; Nematoda; Chromadorea; Rhabditida; Rhabditidae. The record is from the annotation of a GenBank genome assembly.
AUGACAAGACGCGGCAUGCUUGGCCAGCGGCGAAUCGCAGAAAACCCGGGCCCGAUCGCUUCUCCACCCAUCUAUCAAUCCCUACAUGAUCACCAAUUGCAUCAUCAGCAACCGUACAAGCGAAGCGCUCAAGAAGCGAAUUUGUCAGACGAUGAAUCGAAAAAGCGGCGUUUGCGAACGAAUUUCACCGAAGAUCAAUCAAACAUGCUUGAAGAGGCUUUUCAGGCCUCCCACUAUCCGGAUCAAAACUCGAAGAAGAACAUGGCUCAAACAUUAGACAUUCCAGAGGAUAGGAUUACGGUUUGGUUUCAAAAUCGACGAGCGAAAUGGCGGCGAAAGGAAAUGAGAGACAAAGAAAAAAAUCGUUACACUGGUGAAUUUGUCUCAUCCGUUUGUCUUCCUCAUCCACAAUCUUCGCAAAUGGAUUUCCCGCCGUUUGGUGGAGGCUUCGAGGGACAAAUGGAGUUGAAUGGUCACCCACAACACCCCGAUUUGCCCACAUCGAUGCUCUCGCAUUCAAUUGACGGAAACUUGUUGGGCAUUGAUUCAAAUUGUUCCCUUCCACAGCCAAUACCAUUGAAUCCCGUUCAAGAUUUAGGAGCAAAUCCUUUUCAUCUCUACCCACCACGAGGCUCUGAGCAAUUGUCAUCACUAUCAGGCGAUCUCUCCCUUCCAUUUCCCCCGUCAUCUCUUCUCACGAAUCCUCUCUCCGAUCACGAAUUCAUCAAUUCCUAUUGCCCGCAAACAAAUGAGCAAUUGACUUACACGUAUUUCCCACCUGAUAUU